This is a messenger RNA of Durusdinium trenchii, 7995 nucleotides long. NCBI's taxonomy places the organism in Eukaryota, Dinophyceae, Suessiales, Symbiodiniaceae. The record is from the annotation of a GenBank genome assembly.
AUGGUGGAACCCGUUUUGAAUCCUCUGGUUUGGGGGACGCUGCUGCCGGAGCAUGAAGGCAGCAGCGUCACUUUGGUUGUGACCAUGGAUGAGCAUGGCAGGUGGAUCAAUCUCGCCUCGAAGCAGCGAGUUGUUCUGGAUCUGACGGCGCAUGUGGGUGUUGUGCUUUCUAUCCAUGCCUGGAUUCUCACUAAGGUUACUAAGGCCGGAGUGGCUCAUUGUGUUGCCGCUGAUCGCUCGAGUUAUUUUUGUCUUUCAAGCUUUUCGAAAAGCCCCCGAUUUCAUGUUGAGCUUUGCUCAGGCUUAGCUGGAACUAGUUUGGGUUCAGUGGCUGCAGGGUUCCAUCCCAUUUGUGGAGUGGACUUCAAGCAGUUGGCUGUUGAUGCCAUGACCCGGAACAAUCACCCGUCGCCAAUUUUGGGUGACAUCAGUGACUCGGCCACUUGGCUUGCCAUCCAAAAUUGCACUCAGGGGCAUCUUUGUGGAGCGGUGGCAGGUUUUCCUUGCCAACCUUUUGCAUCGAUAGGAUCCAAACUAGCCUUUCGUGACGCAAGAGCUGCAGUUUUUCUUAGGGUACUUGAUGUGACUUGGAUUCUGCAGAGUGAUUGGGUCUUGCUAGAGUGCACCCCAGCCGCGGGUAAGAAUGCGGACAUCAUUCGUCUCCUCGAUGAGUACUGCAAGAUUCGUUCCUUUCAUUGGACGUCUGUGGUCCUGAAGUUGGAGCAAGCCUGGCCUUGUAGGAGAAAGCGAUGGUGGGCUCUCCUCAUUCCGAUUGAUGUUUCGCUUCCGCAGCUUGUUGAUCUUCCUUUCAUUCAAGCCAACCAAUCGAUAGCAGGUUUGCUCAAGGUUUGGCCACGUUGGAGUGAUCAGGACGAGCAUGCCUUAGCUUUGGACGACCAGGAGAUUCAUCUCUUCAGUAAGCACGGCACGGAUGGCAAUCUCUUAGAUCUCAACCAUCAUGCACCUACACUGCUGCAUUCUUUGGGACACCAGGCCAGGAGUUGUUCUUGCGGCUGCAGGGGUCCACUGUCAGAAGCGCUUCUUGCUUCACAGGGAUUGCACGGUGUAUUGGUUCGAGCUCAGGAUGACCAGCAUCGACUACGUCAUUUGCACCCCAAAGAGGCCUCUUGGUUGGUCACCAUUCCUGGUACCUUUGUGCAUAGUGCUGCAGUGAGAGAUGAUCUCCCCCUCAUUGGGCAAGUGGCCGCGCCACUGCAAUCAAUGUGGAUGCUCAGCUUUUUGAGGCAGGUUACUGACGCACCGGAUUUCGAUCAGCGUGGCAUGGUCUCUGAGUUUUUGAACUUCCACAACUUGUCACAUGCUGAGCGGUGGCCCAUUGUUGGCAUGUACAAAAAGCGAAGUAUCACUGUCAACGUGGAUCAGGAGCCAAGCUUUCAGGUUGCCAUUGACACGCCCUGCACUGUUGGCCAACUUCGACGUGCUUGCUGCGCCAUGGGCAUUGAUGUUCAGGCAUUUUUUGCUUGGGAACAAGAUCGCCUCUUAGCAAAUGAUGCAUUGCUUCGGACAGCCAGCAUUCACUUUCAUCCCCCUCUGGUGGGAUGUGGGAAGCAGUUUGAUUUAGAGAAGCAAGGCGUUCCUUGCUGUUUCCAAAGACAGGGACUCGAUGACCUUACAAUGUUGCAGCAAGCCAGGAGAUUGAUGCAGAAGUCUGGACUUGCUGAUACUCAACUCUGGAGCCCGAGGCAUAUAACCAGUUUGUUGGAGAUGUGGCCAGCCACUGCCAGUGACGACAUCAAGAAGUACCUCAUCCAUGAGCAGAACUUUGGUUUCCUUUGGAUUGAUGGACACUGGAUUGUUUUCCACAUUUCCGUUGAAGCGGAUACCACAGUUGCCCGCUUCUUUGAUGGGUUCCAAGCUGAGCUUCCGGCUGAUGCUGACAUUUUGGCGGCACGCUUUGCAAGAGCUGCAGGUACUCCCAACACCAUUGUCAAGGCUGAACACUGUGUGUCUCAAACACAUGGUUCUCACUGUGGAGCAGUUGCACUACUCAACCUCGGUGUAAUUCUCAAUCUCUGGCAACAAGCCGAUGAAGCUACAGCUGAGUUGUGGCAUCAGAUGCUUUUGUCCAAGCAGCAACGGCAAGGGCGGGGCAAAGACGAAGCAGCAAUUACCAUGCUUGCUGACAUCCUUCAUUCCAAGGGUGUACCAGCCGAUCAGUUACAGUCACGUGCGCAAGCUGCCAUUCGCAAGCUCACUUUGCCUGUCGUGGAGAAGGCUUUAGCUGCCAAAGACCCGUGGAAGGCAUUAAAGGAAGCAGGGUCUCUCUUGUCCAAGCCGUUUCAAUUUGUGCAGUAUUCUGAGCUUCAAGCUCACAUUCAGAGUCGUGCUGCAACCAAAAGAGGGGCUGAUGGAAAGGUCGCCAACCAGAAAAAGCCCAAGAAAAUUCCUCCAACCUUGUCUCUUGAGGUUGAUGACAUGGAACUCAUUCCAGGCAGCUUUGUUGAUCCAGCUGGAGAUGACUGUCCUGUGCUCACCAUCCAAGAGCUGGUCAGCGACGCCAAAGGAGUGGCAAUCGUGACACAGGAAAUGGCUAAGGACCUUCGAUCAGACUCCACCAACCUCAGUGUGGACUCCUUGGCGGUAGUGACCAUUGGAGAGCUUCCUGCUGAUACUUCGGAUCGGGUGACAGCUGUUCAAUGGCCUGCUGUCUACAAACUCACUUCGGAGCCGAUUUUGGUUUCUGGUUCACUAGUACAGCUUGGGGAUCUUACAGUUGAACGGAAAAAGCAUGAGAGUGCACCAGAGGUUCCACAGCUCGACGCUACAGUCCUCAGACUAAGUGUGCACAAAGAUAUGUGUGAUUGGGAUUGGGAUGAGCUCAAGCAAGGCCCGCUCAAGUUCCUCGUGGCCAGGACUCCUCAGCUUCAAUACUGUGAUGGCACGGACUGCAUGAAGAACUGUUCCAAGUUUCAUGCAGCAGUUGAUGAAGCUGUCAAUACAGUCAUUUUGGAUGCUUGGUCCUGGAGAUGGAGCACAAACGAGGGAAAGCAGGUGAAGAUUGCCAUUGCGGACAUGUUUGGAGUGUACCUCAGGGUUCCUUCUUCUGGGCUUGAUUCUCUCCUCAAGAUCAGUGGUUGGCAUGGCCUUUUCUUUGAGCCCCGCUCCAAUGUUUCGCAAGGAUCUCAUCCUGCUUACAAGGUCGUUUGGCUUCCGAAGAACACCAGUCUUGACGAAGCGCACAAGAAAAAGCGAAACAUUGAUGUGGUGUUGGGAUUGGCUAGGAUGGCUUGCAAAUUGGGCCUCCGCAUCAACGUCAAAGAUGAAAGUAUGGUCCUCAAGCAGCUUUAUCCUGACUCCAAGCAAGUUGCAUGCAAAGUUACCCUCACUUUCGAAGUUGGACCACUGCCCUUUGGCAUGACCAGGGAGGACAUUGUGCUUCUGCUCUCAGCAUGGAAAUGGUUGGCCAAGCUCAUCAGACCUCUCAGAUCCACUCAGGUUGGCAAGUAUUGGCAAGUAGGUUCAGAGCAACCUCCCCCUGCUCCGAUCCUACCCACAGAUCAGGGCGAGGUCACAGUUACCUUGAGAUCGCAGAAUAGCAAUGAGACGGAGCAGAAGAAAGUGGUCUUUGCUUCUGCAAAGACGCAGGCUCGCAUGAAGGGUGUCCAAAGCAACAAAGCUCUAUCCUCCAAAGCUGGUGAAGCUGAAGACAGUUGGGUCUCAGGCGGUGAUCCUUGGCAGAAUUUCAAACCGACUUCGCACAAGUCUGAGGAAGUGGUCUUCACACAGAACCAGCAACGCCCCUCACAAGAGGCCCGCUCCAGGAUGUCCCAGAUGCAGCAAGAGAUCGACGACCUCAAGAGUCAGCUGGAGAAGACGGGCACAGAGGACGUGCACAUGACUUCUAGUUCGCUUGCACAAUCCUCUGAGCUGCAAGAACUGCGUGCACAGACCAAGAAGCAUGAAAGCUGGUUUGCUGAGCAAAACAACCGAAUGACCAGUUUUGAAACCACAUUGCAGGCUCAGGGACAGCAGAUUUCACAGCUGAAUGAGUCUAUGCAGUAUCAGUCUUCGGCCACUUCGGCGCUACAGCAUCAAACGGUUGAAAUGCAGACGUCCUUCAAGGAUCAGCUUACCUCCAGCUUUGAUGCACAGAAUGCCAGGCUUGAAGCAUUGUUGGAGAAAAGGAGGGUGUCCGAGGUGAUGCAGUUACCGCCGGGUAUUUGGUCCUUCAGCGAGACACAGCUCACUGAACAGGGCUUUCGUUCCUUUGCUUCACAAGCUCGUCAUUUAGCCAAAGAACAGGGCCGACAGCUUCGAAUACACUCAGGCGCUGCUGCGCCCCCUCGCUUUCUGGGUUCUGCUGCUGGUGCUUGGACGGGUGUGCUUACUAUGUCUGACUUCCCUCAGCAACUUGUUCAUCCACAAUGGAAGGGAGCUGAAUUUGAAUCAGGCAGAUUGCUCAUGAACACCGUUCACAUUGGUGGCUUGACUCUCACAGGGUCUACUUUGUAUGGUCCUGCCAAUUCGCCUACAUGGAAGCAGCCUUUAUCUCUGCUCUCAGAACUCAUUGACACGGUCACUGAGGAGAUCGUCCUUGGAAGAUCUGGAUUGCGAUAUGUUGCAGGGGAUUUCAACUGUGAUCGCAUGCAGCUUCCGCAAUUUCAUGAGUGGUAUCGUAGAGGUUGGCGAGAGCUUCAACAAGUUGCCUAUGACCGUUGGCAGCAGCCUUUCCAGCCCACAUGUAAGGCUUCAACUCAGCGUGACUUCUUCUGGGCUAGUCCAGAGCUCUUGCAACGACUGCAGCAAGUGGAAGUGUGGCACGAUUUGUUCCCGGAUCACUCCGUUGUGGUGGGGCACUUUGACCUUGCUCGGAGUUUGGAACCGUUGUACUACUGGCCCAUGCCGGUCACUAUCCCGUGGGUAAACUGCAGGAUUGGUGAGUGGCACGACGCUGUUGCUGAGGUGCAUCAUGCUCAUUCCUGGUCUGGCGACACUACUUCUGCCUUUUCUGCUUGGAGCUCUAAGGUUGAAACUUCCUUGCAUGGUUUCUUUGACAAGCAACUUGGGAGUUUUCCUCAUGGUGCGGGAGGUCGUGGUGUGCACAAUGUUCCUCUUAAGGUUACCCAGAUGACACCACGUUCCAAGCCAGCGCGUCCAGGAGAAGAAGGGCUCUCUUCCUCCUUUGUUGGCCUUGCGGUGCACCGUUGGUAUCGUCAACUCAGACGUCUUCAGGCACUUGUGCAGUCAUUGCGUGCGGGAAGCAGCACUGCUGGUGCUACAGUAUACAGGGUGCAGCUAUGGGCCUCGAUUACCAAAGCGGUUGGCUUCAAACCGAAUUUUCACAGUUGGUGGAUGCGAAGACACAUCCAACUUCAAACAUCUCCACUGCUUUUGCCACAAUUCCAACCAUCGCUGGUAGAAGCUGAAGCCAUCUUCCAGGACUUUCGCAUGAACUUCAGAAGUUUUGAGCAGUGGCACAUUGACAAGAGAUCUGCUUUGCUCAAAUUAAGGCGAGAAAGCUCUGCUAAGGCACUUUUCAGGGAAAUGAGACCAGACCCACAUGAACCACUGGACACACUGCUGCACAAGACUACCUACGAUGUCGACCAGAUUCACGCAGCGGCAAAUGUUGUCAAACUUGAUCCUCCUUUGUCUGCCAUGCAGGGCACUUUCUGGCUUGAUGACGAGCAGAUUGAAGUGGAACAGAGUAAGCAAGUUGAUUUCCCAGCCCAACAAGGCUGGGUCACAAUUCACUCGGACCGCCUCAUUGUGCCUGGUCAAACUGUUGAACAGCACGUGGUGUUGGACACCCCUCAAAAGGUGCAAAAUGAGCUCGCUGAUCUUUGGGCUGGGAGAUGGAAUGUCAUGGCCUCUCUUCCUGAUGGUGCAUGGAACCGCAUUUUUGCAUUUGCCAGGGACUACACUGCUACUUUGCCUUUGCGGUUUGAGAGAUUCACUGCUGAACACAUUGUUUCCACUCUCAAGAAGGGAAGUGGACUCAAAACCCGUGGACCAGAUGCCUGGAGUAGGGACGACUUGCUGGCACUUCCCAAUGAGUUCAGGUUAGAUCUGGCGAACCUCUUCACUGCAGUUGAAUCUGGAGCUGACUGGCCGCAGCAACUUUGCAGGGGACAUGUGACAUGCAUAGCUAAGGUUGCUCAGGCCACUGAGGCUACGCAGUACAGACCCAUAACCCUCUUCAGUUUGCUGUAUCGAAUUUGGGGUAGCUGUAGAGCUCGUGAAUUGUUGGCACAGCUUGAACCUUUUGCCAACUUCGACACCUUCGGCUACAUCAAGCACCGUUCUUGCGUUGACUUGACUUAUGCCAUCAUGGUUCAGGUGGAAAUAGCACUGCUGCAAGGGCUCUCAUGCAAUGGAGUCAUGGUGGACAUCAUUCGAUGCUUCAAUCAUUUGCCUCGCAAACCGAUUUUCCUUUUAGGGCGAAAGAUGGGACUUCCCAUGCCUAUACUUGUGGCCUGGGACAACUUCCUUCGAAACACCCGUCGUUCUUUUCGGGUGCAAGGGAUGAUAGGGCGUGAAGUCCCGUCUGACAGUGGAUUCCCAGAGGGAGACUCAAUGAGCUGUUUGGCUAUGAUUGUAGCGCUCUUCAGCUUUCACAGAUACUUUCAAGUCUUUGAACCAACGAUAUCAGCAUACUCGUACGUCGAUAACCUUGAGCUGGUUUCUUCUGAAGUAAUGCAUCUGGUUCGAGGGCACCUCACGCUUCAAGCCUGGACAGAGAUGAUGACAUUGCAUUUGGACCAAUCCAAAACACUGGCUUGGGCCGCCCAAGCUGCUGAUCGUAGACUUCUGCAGCUUGCUGGCUUUGCCAUCACUGAGGGGACUAAGGAUCUUGGUGCCAGCAUGUGCUAUGGCUCUCGCCAUCGUAACCGAACGCUGCAGCAGAGAAUUCUUUCCACUAAGGUCUUUUUUGAGAAGCUGCGCAGAUCCAAUGUUUCCAUAUGGCACAAACUUCAGAUUUUACACGUUGCUCUUUUUCCACGUGCACUUUUUGGAGCUGAUGCAGCCAUUUUGGGACAUCACUGGAUCACCAAAUUGCGAACCUGGACCAUGAGGUCUCUCGGCUUUGCACGUCCAGGAGCCUCGCCAUUGAUCCGACUAGCUUGGAUAUGUCCGGUGAACACGGACCCGGGUUUUGUUGAAUGCUGGAACGCCUGGAGCUCUUUUCAGCGGCAGCUUCACAAAAGUACUUUCAUCAGGAAAGCCUGGGUAACAUUUGUUGAGUAUGCUGGAUCUAAGGGCACAUAUGGUCCUUUUGCCAAGAUUUUUGCACUCAGUAGCACUUUGGGAUGGAGCUUGAGUCAUGAUUUGGUCUUGCGCAUCUCUGACGGAUGCCAGGUGCCGUUUUUGAGCCUUGACCGUGCCACUCUCAAGCAUUUGGUCACUGAGGCGUGGUUUCAAGUGAUUGCGCGCUCGGUGCGCCUCAGGAAGGACUUCAGUGACCUUGAGGGCAUUGAUCAUGCAGUACCGUGUUGUGCCUUGGCUGCAUGGGCUUGCGUCCACGAAGAUAGUGGGCAAACUCUAGCCUCAGGACUUCUUCCUGGACUGAGACAGCAUAACAACAGAGCUGAACUUUUUGCUGUUUACGUGGCAGUUCUUUGGAGCAAGCACUUUUUCUGUGACGUGGACAUCUUCACUGACUCUAGCUAUGCUGUACGCGGCUGGGAUGCUCUGUUGCGCACUCGACAUGUUUCCUUUGACUGCACCAACUCAGAUCUUUGGGAGUUGCUCUGGCAGGCAAUGCUAGUCCACGAGAACACGGUUCGGCUGUACAAAACAGAAGCUCACCUGGACCAGACGCUUCUGACGGAUGCCAAUUCGGCCUGGCAGGCGGCUCUGCUUUGCCGAGCCCUUCGUGUCGGCGACUUGUCCGAGAGGCAAGCGACGGCGAGCGGGUCCACCUUUGUUUCAAGGGAGGUACCGUUGGGAGGCAAGUGGCCCUCUGCUGGGCUGUGGAGAUUCGGUGAAUGGCUCCACAAGCCCAACCCGGUCAAUGCCAAUGAGAUUCUCUAG